AUGGCAUACAUCUCGAACUGGGUCCGAUACAUGGCUCACAAGCUGGAGUACUCUCUCACUCUCAGCCUUAAGAAUCAUACUAGAGAGAAGCUCAGUGAGAGGGAACUCAUUGGUGUAGUCUUGAAGAAUCUGGUUUCUGGAAGGAUUACCUACUUACACUCAGGUAAAGGACAAGAGAUGGCCCCAACCAUGGGAACAAAUGAAAACACUCUACUUGUCCGUAAGCUACCAGUUGUUGAUACCAGGUAUGUGUUCAUUGGAGAUGCUGUUGUGUUGAAGGACCCGAAUGAAACAAAUAAGUAUCUAGUCAGAAGAUUAGCAGCCUUAGAAGGAUCCGAAAUGGUGUCAAGUGAUGAGAAAGACGAGCCUUUUGUUCUCGAAAAGGACCAGUGCUGGGUCGUAGCUGAGAACAAAGAGAUCAAAUCUAAGGAAGCAUAUGAUAGUAGAACAUUUGGUCCGGUGUCAAUGGCGGACAUAGUAGGAAGAGCUAUAUACUGUCUCCGGACAGCCGUGGAUCACGGUCCAGUAAGUAACAGUGAAUUUGCCAUGGAAGAGGAUUCUCCAAUCCUGGCGGUAGAACUGAAUGUGGAUGAAAUGGCUAAAGACCACAAGGCCUAA
Microthlaspi erraticum is the source of this 618-nucleotide messenger RNA. NCBI's taxonomy places the organism in Eukaryota, Viridiplantae, Streptophyta, Magnoliopsida, Brassicales, Brassicaceae. The record is from the annotation of a GenBank genome assembly.